CUUUUGUUCGUGUUAUUAACAAGUAAUUUAUGUUUUUUGAAGAAGCUAUAGUGUCAGUUGUCAUCAUGAUGAAAGAAUCUCUGGUUCGAGAGGUGUUAAUAAAUGUCAGGCGGUAGUAUAAUGCCUGCUUUGCCCGAAGCUGACGGGCUGGUGGGAAGCAAGAUGUAGUGUUAUAUGUUAUUUGAGGUUGUCAUGACAUAAUUUCCAAUUUUCGUGGCUCAUGUUGUAGUAAUGAGCGCUUCCACGCAUUACGUUCCUCAUGCGCUUCCCGUGUUGGGUGUAAAAUAAAAUAAGGCCUAAUGAGAUUGUAGGUUAGGGGUUGUGUAUUGUUUGUAGAGCUGUUAGACGGUGGCAGCAAAAUGAAGUUUACUGAACAUUUGAGUGCUCAUAUUACUCCCGAGUGGAGAAAACAGUAUAUUAAUUACGAGGAAAUGAAAGCAAUGCUCUAUGCUGCUGUGGAGCAAGCACCUUCAGCAGAACUUGUUGAACCGGAGGUGUUAUCUCGCUAUUUCGCAAAAUUUGAUGAACAAUUUUUCCACUACUGUGAUAAAGAAUUAGCGAAGAUAAACACUUUUUAUUCCGAAAAAUUAGCAGAGGCUACAAGAAAAUAUGCUAAUUUGCGAAGUGAACUUAGUGAGGCGCAGGAAGAUGAAUUUCAUGGUAAACAGAGUUUCUUGCGGCGUGGACCAAAUAUCCUUCGCAAAAGAAAUGUUCCUGCACGAAAGACUCAGGAACUUAAACUUGCAUUCAGUGAGUUUUACCUGAGUCUUAUUUUAUUGCAAAACUACCAGAAUCUAAAUUUCACUGGUUUCCGCAAGAUUUUAAAGAAACAUGACAAGCUUCUGUCUGUUGAUGUUGGUGCUAAAUGGCGUGUGGAAAAUGUGGAAACUUCCCAUUUUUAUACAAACAAGGAUAUUGAUCGCCUUAUACGGGAGACAGAAGCAGUUGUUACACAGGAUCUUGAGGGAGGUGAUAGGCAGAGAGCUAUGAAAAGGCUCAGAGUUCCUCCUCUUGGGGAGCAACAGAGCCCUUGGACAACAUUUAAAGUAGGGCUUUUCUCAGGCUCAUUUAUGAUACUUCUCAUUGCUGUUAUACUUUCAGGUAUCUUUCACAAACCGAGGGAUGACUGGCGCAUUGUAUGUCGACUUUAUCGGGGUCCAUUUUUAAUUGUUGAAUUUCUUUUUUUGAUGGGCGUGAAUGUAUAUGGUUGGAGAUCAUCUGGUGUAAACCAUGUGCUGAUUUUCGAAUUGGAUCCAAGAAAUCACUUGUCAGAACAGCAUAUAAUGGAAAUGGCAGCAAUAUUUGGAGUUGUUUGGACACUGAGUGUACUGAGUUUCUUGUACAGCUCUGCUCUUGGCAUUCCACCAUAUGCUUGCCCACUCAUGCUCAUAGUACUGAUGGUACUGUUCACAUUCAACCCAAUGAAGAUUUUUCGUCAUGAAGCACGGUUCUGGGCUAUUAGGGUGCUGACACGAAUCAUACUGGCUCCAUUUUUCUAUGUGAACUUUGCUGAUUUCUGGUUGGCAGACCAACUUAAUAGUCUUGUGGUAGUUUUCACUGAUCUGCAGUUCCUGAUUUGUUUCUAUGCAACUAAUAAGAACUGGAUGGUUGCUGAAGAUAGCCGCCAAUGUACUGACCUCCGUGGUUUCCUACGACCAAUGGUUGGGUGUCUCCCAGCUUGGUGGCGAUUUGCACAGUGCUUGCGCCGAUACAGGGACACCAAAGAGGCCUUCCCACAUCUAGUAAAUGCAGGAAAAUAUGCAACAUCAUUUUUUGUCAUCCUCUUUUCAGCACUUAAUAUUGCAAAUGAAAGUAAAUACACGUUUACUUCAGAAAAUCCAUAUUUUUAUUUGUGGGUGCUUUCAUAUAUCCUUAGCUCCUGCUAUGCAUAUACUUGGGAUAUAAAAAUGGAUUGGGGAUUGUUUGACAAGAAAGCAGGAGACAACAAAUACUUACGAGAAGAAAUUGUAUAUUCUUCAACUUGGUUCUAUUACUUUGCAAUUGUGGAAGACUUUAUCUUAAGAUUUGGCUGGGCCCUUUCAAUGUCUUUAACAGAAAUGGGAUAUGUGCAUUCAGAUCUAAUGGUAUCAGUUCUGUCACCACUUGAAGUUAUCAGGAGGUUUGUAUGGAACUUCUUUCGACUUGAGAAUGAGCAUUUGAACAACUGUGGUAAAUUCAGAGCUGUGAGGGAUAUAUCAGUUGCACCUAUGGAUUCAUCAGAUCAGACACAAAUAAUCAAAAUGAUGGAUGAAGAAAAUGGUGUUGUAAAUCGGCGCAAGAAGAAAUUGGAUGCUAGUAAGAAAAGAGAAGACCACCGCCUCCUUUUGGAAGGAGAAUCAACAGAUGAUCCAGAUAGCUGAGUUUUCCUGCCAAAAGUUCUCUCUUUACUACACCAUACUUUGCUUCUCAUAUGAAGCAUCUGGCUACUGCUAGAAAGAGUAAACUUGGGUAAUUCAGUAUGGCAGUGAUAGAUGUUGAUGAUCUCACUUUAUUAAUAAGCCACAGACAACUCUUGGAUACAUUUUAUAGUACCUAAAGUAAGUUGAAGGUGGUCAAUGCUGUACUUUCGUGUAGAUAUUAUAAAAGAUCAUUGUCAGUAGUGCAGUAUAGCAUCAGACUUGGUUCAGGAGACCAACUUGUUGCAGGUUCUGGAAUGAAAGGAAGAAAGAGAAGCUAUAUUUAUUGUUACAUAGAUUUUUGUAUGCUCCAUUGUCUGUGAUGAUAAACUGAACAUUUAAGUCAGUACAAAUUAAGUUACUAUCCUUACUUUAGAAACUUUUGUGGGUAUGUGCAAAAUUUUAUAGUACAUAAACAGUUUUGUACUGUAUCACUUAAUCUCACAGUAUUAUAUAUUGAUCUACAGCCAGUGAUUUUUAAUAUUUUUUUCAGAUUUUGCAUAGUUUUUGUUAUGCCCAACAGCAAAUAGUCUAGUACAAAUAAUAAGACUAAUUCCAGGGUAAACACUACACAAAUUUCUAGUAUCUUGUCUAUUUGAAUGCAUGUUGCACUAAAGGUAUUUGUGUAUAAUCAUUUUAAGUCAUGCUUUGUACCUAGCCUACAGGUUAUUCGAGACAUAUUUGGAUCAAUAAUUUUCAUUUAAAAAAAAUGACAACAAAUAAUGCAUCUAUGUGCUGUAAAGUUUUAUGGAUGUUGAUGCUAGAUCAUUAUGGAAUCUCAGUAGUGUGUGUGUGUGGGGGGGGGGGGGGGCAAAGAGGAAAGGGGAGGAGUGAGAUAAAUACAGAAACAAUUUGAUCCAAAUCUGUGCAGUUUUAUGUACUGAAAAGACGUGUAAAUUUGAUGGCUAGUGAAACUCUCUCCACAUGUCAGUCAUUCGAAAUGGCAAUAAUCUGACUACUUCUAUUGAAGUAAUGUAUAUAUGUAUUUUCUUUUUGAGAUGGUGCUCGACCAUUAUGAUGUUGAAUGGUAUGUAAAUGUCAGAAGAAAAUUUUUAGAAUCUGAUUUAAACAGUAUUUUGUUUUGUGUUAGUUAAUUUUUUGUCAAAUAGUGUACUUAAAACAGUGAAAAUCGUUUUUUAGCAAUGUGUUUUAGUAGAGAUGAAUCAGUAUUAAAUUGUUGAAGUAUACUUAGAUUUUUUUCUGUCUAAUUCUUUUCUUUUAUUGAAACAUAUGUUAACAUGCUUUGCCUUUCCUCCGUUUAACUGUGGGAAGCCAUUUAUUAAUUAGUAAUUACCUCACAAAUGUCAGGCAUUUUAACUUUUAAUUUUCAUGAUCAUUCUUUUAUAAUGUUGGUGUACAGUCAGCAUACAGAAUCAUUGCUAGUUGCUGUGAGCUCCAAUCUGAUGAGAAGUCUGUCAAGAUAAACAUAUAUUGCUAUAGAGAACAGAUUUAACUAGAACUUUCCUUUCACGCAUUUCACUUUGUACUGAACGUAGAAUUGUUGCCACUAUUUGUUUGAAGAGUUUUCGUGUUGUGGCAUACUGCAGUGGAUGAAGUAAUUGCUGUUUCUCUGAGUGUACUAUGUUAUUCUUCUGUGCCAAUAUACUAACUUUGGGGCGUUAUGAGUGUACUGUGCUCUAAUUGUAAUUUAUAAACUGUUGUUUUUAUGGAAUUGAGUUCAGUUUCUGUCUUCCUGUUGUGGGUUUUCCAUAGUCUGGGUAAACCAACUAACUAUAUAAAGCAAUUUUGUUGUGAUGCAAACAUCAACUUUUAUUUCAUUGACAUAUGGUCAUGACAGUUGCUUUGUGCCUAAAACACCUUUAUAUUGUCAAGGUGUUAAAUAAUAACUAAAGUAAAAUUACACCAUUAUGUAUGCUAAAUUUAUUAGUUCUUAGUCAAACCAGAGCCCAUAACAAGAAUGAAGAUGUUAACAUAAGUUUUUACUUGUCAAACGUAUAAAUGUAAGGAGGUAAGAAACACACUAACAGAAAGAAGUGACAAGGAGAUAGGUUGGAAAUAAGGCUGUAAACUUCAGGUAAAAGUAAAAUGUACAUGAAAUAGCUGGUGGAAAUCUCUGAAAUUGGUUAGGGAUUGACAUAUUUAUAUGACUGACUGUAUAAUAGCAGCUAACACUGUAUUGGUGUUAAGCAGCCUCUUCUGCCAUGAAAUAUUUUUAUGUUGUUGCCACAGAUGAUUUAUUUUUGUAUAUUGUAACUGAAAACAGUCCUUUUGUCAUGAAAUGCAAAAUGCAGAACUAUUUCGGGACAUAUGCUUGGAUAUGAUGCUGUUUGCCUCACAGAGGUGGCAGGGCAAGGAUCUUGAUACUUACAUGGUGAACAGAAUGAGUUUUGCUUAGAGUGUGGAGUGAUGGAGUGAAAAAGUUGCACCUUUUUCCUUCUGCGGAAGCAAUGAUUGUAAAAAAAAAUUAUUGUACUUGGAAUAUUUGAAGGAUUUGUUUUAAAAUGCAUCAUACCAUAUUUUUCAGAAUCCGUAUCUUUUCAGUAAUAAAGCACAUUGCAUUGAGGAGAUAACAAAGGCUACAUUUGGUUUCUAUAAGCAAUAUUGUGUACCAAAAUAAUUUAGCACAAAGAAAAAUAUUUCAUUUUCUUGUAGUGCGCAU
This is a messenger RNA of Schistocerca nitens (vagrant locust), 5016 nucleotides long. It is a transcript of the gene PXo, whose product is annotated as xenotropic and polytropic retrovirus receptor 1. The record is from RefSeq and is a predicted model, not a curated record. Gene Ontology annotation, cellular component: plasma membrane; cytoplasm; Golgi apparatus. The transcript is spliced from 10 exons. Gene Ontology annotation, molecular function: inositol hexakisphosphate binding. The coding region runs from base 360 to 2360 and encodes 666 amino acids. Lineage: Eukaryota; Metazoa; Arthropoda; Insecta; Orthoptera; Acrididae. Gene Ontology annotation, biological process: cellular response to phosphate starvation; phosphate ion transport.